UUAGGAGUCACGUGGUAAUGAAAUAAACCAAAACACAGCUGUUGAAACAUGUCGAAAUUAGGUUAAUUUGCUUCGUUGAUUUGUUAAGUUUAUAUUUUGUGUUUUUUGAUAAUGAAUGAAUAGAAGUCAUUUUAUGUUGAACUAUUCUCAAUGUAAGCAUUAUUUUAAGUCAAUGAUCAAUCAAUUCUUAUUAUAAAGGAUGGUGCUGCGACAGUAGUAUUUAAACUGUGUUUGUGGUAUACUUGGAUUUUUUAGUGUAAAUUUCGUAUUUGGUGUAAAUUCGUAAUAAUGGUUCAAGUUUUAAGCAAAUUGGCCACUACUAAGGUAUCCUGUAUAGAAUAUGUGCACCCUUGGACAAAUAGUUGUCUUGAAGCUUCCUGUGGGGUGUAUUUAUAUUCAAUAAUGAGUUCUUUCAAAAUUUAUUUAACAGUUUAUAUGCUGGGUUUAGUUUUGGGAGGUAAAGUACCAUCACUGAAGCGACUACAAAAAACAUUUAAAUCUAUUCUUCAAUCAACUGCUUUUUUAAGUGGAACAGCUUUGGGGUAUUCACUCUUCUUAUGCUCUUUAAGGAAAAUAUUUGGAGGAUACAACAUUUUAACUGUAUCAGCUUUUCCUGCAUUCCUUUCAAGUGUGUUCGCAAUACAAAUUGAGAAACCUCACAGACGAUUGCUUCUCAGUUUGUAUGUUAGUAAUGUUGCAACUGAAACAUUGUGGAAUAUGGCCUCUGCAAGAAAUUUAGUUAAAUCAAUUAAAUAUGGGGAGGUUGCAAUUUUUAGUCUUGCAAUGUGUAUUCUACUAAUGUAUUUUAAAGGUGGUCAUCACAAAAAGUUAGAGGAUGGUGGUCAACCUGAUAGAAUUUUCAGCAUUUUAGGAUUUAUAGUGGGUCCUUAUGAAGAGAAGGAUUAUACAACGCGAUCAAGUAAUGCAAAUACGUUUAUUAGACAACAGGCUGUGCCAAAUGAUCCUACAGUGGGGGGAGGUAGUAGCUGGAGAUAUCAAAGAAAACAUCGAAAAAAUAGCAUAUAUCACCUUGUUAUCCAAGCGUUAUAUUGUUAUAAAAGAAUUGUGCAUGCAAUAAAAUGCUCUGGAAGGCAUCAUUCUUGUCCUCAUCCAUUUAGCUGUCUAUUCUAUACAGUUCAGGGAACGAGUAAAAUGUUUACUGUUGGUUUAGGAAUCCAAUUAGCGUUGAGAUUGACAAUGAAUUUAAAACAGUUAAUAAUGUCCCCGUCUUCGUUUAAAAAAGUAUUUUUUAACAAAAGAACCAUAUCUUUAGCUACUGCCUUGGGAGGAUACUGUGGACUCUUCAGGGCUGUCUGCUGUUUAAUGCGUCAUAUAACAGGAAAAGAUAGCUGCUAUCAUGCCAUACCAGCUGGAUUAAUAGGUGGUAUCGCAUUUUCUCAAUAUUCUGACACGACUAUUGCACUUUAUAUUAUGUGGAAGAUGGCACAGAUGACGUAUUCAUUAGGGGUUGAAAAGGGCAUUCUGCCAGAUGUACCUGGAUUUACAGCAUUUUUAUAUUGUCUUAGCACGGCAAUAUUAUUUCAUGCAGCUAUUUUAGAACCAACCAAUCUUAGGCCGAGUUACUGGAAAUUUUUGUAUUCUCUCUCUGGUGGAAGAAUUGCUAGUAUGAAUCGUAAACCUUUAGAUGUCUGGGGUCUUGGAACAUCAGAUUCUCUGGCUAGCGUAAUCAAAAAAUAUGGAACGAAACCUGUAGUUAAAUUUUAUAUAUGAUUGUUAUUGUUUUGAGUCUUCUUAUACUUGUAUUAUUUAAAAAGCAAAUGUGAUCGAAACGUAUUUGAAAAGCGCUGAGAAAUGGUUGGCAUACAAGACACCAUGGUAAAGGUAUAGCAUGACAAAAAAAUAUCAGUUGUUCCCAUUGUAGACUGAAUUAUUUAACUAAAUAGCUUUAUAUCACUGUAUUUAUAUAUUCGAUUAUAUAGUGCAGAGUUUUAAAAUGUAA
Agrilus planipennis (emerald ash borer) is the source of this 1960-nucleotide messenger RNA. RefSeq names its product transmembrane protein 135. Bases 289 to 1731 code for a protein of 480 amino acids. NCBI's taxonomy places the organism in Eukaryota, Metazoa, Arthropoda, Insecta, Coleoptera, Buprestidae. The record is from RefSeq and is a predicted model, not a curated record. The transcript has 8 exons.